AUGAAGUUCUUCAUCUUUACCUGCCUUGUGGCUGUUGCUGUGGCAAAGCAUAAGUAUAAGCAGGCCAAUGAUGUAUUCUUCCAAACAGCUCAGAAAAUUGUGCAGACUGAAGAACAGAAGGUCAACCUGAAUGAGCAGAAAAAAAUCAAGCAGUUUUCCCAGGACCUUUCUUGCGCCCAGUUUUGCACACCUGUUCCCCAACAGCAGAUCAAUUUGAACCAGUGGGCCCAGGGUAAGGCCAUCCGUAAUAUUCCCAACCAGGAAUCCAUCAGCAUUGCUGUGCAGAUCAAGAAUAACCAGUUUCAUCGGUUCACCAUCCCCCAGCUUCCCCAGGUUGUUCAUCAACAGCAGAUGCCUGUGACCUACUGGGAUAGGCCAUACACCUACCCACAUGCUCCCUAUGUGGUUUGA
Arvicola amphibius (Eurasian water vole) is the source of this 411-nucleotide messenger RNA. Its product is annotated as alpha-S2-casein-like A. Gene Ontology annotation, molecular function: zymogen binding; protein homodimerization activity. Lineage: Eukaryota; Metazoa; Chordata; Mammalia; Rodentia; Cricetidae. The record is from RefSeq and is a predicted model, not a curated record. The coding region runs from base 1 to 411 and encodes 136 amino acids. Gene Ontology annotation, cellular component: extracellular region. The transcript has 7 exons.